GUGCAGGAAAGCAAUUUAUUCCAAAAUGUUGCAGUUUUUCCUGAUUCUUUCUGCAGUUUAUUCCAUGGGCAUGGCAGCACCUUUACCGGAUCUUUUCUCUUACUCACCUGCUGUUGGGGACGGCAGUGGGACUGAAUUUUCCACUGCCAGUGAGGGUCGCAUCACUGGUAUCAGAGUCUGGGAAAACAAUUACUACUACUAUAUCUCUGGGUUCCAGCUGAAGUACGAGAGUAACUGGACAGCAUCGGUUGGUGCAAAUAGUGGCAAUCAGAUGGAAAUGAUACUCAAUGACAAAGAAGCAAUUAUUCAGGUCUCUGGAAAAUAUUACUCUGGCUACAUCUAUGAGCUUGUGUUUAUCACUAAUCAGUGGCGCUUUUUAAAAGUGGGACAGUGUAGUGGGCUCUCAUUUAACUUCUAUCCAACACAGAAAGGAAAUGAGCUGCGUUUUCUCAGCGGUCGACAGAAUGGAAGUGGCAUCACCUCUAUUGGGGCUCACUGGGCCACAAUACGUACUGCACCUGGGAAAGCCUGAAACUGAUUU
Messenger RNA from Carassius gibelio (silver crucian carp), 541 nucleotides. RefSeq names its product zymogen granule membrane protein 16-like. The transcript is spliced from 3 exons. NCBI's taxonomy places the organism in Eukaryota, Metazoa, Chordata, Actinopteri, Cypriniformes, Cyprinidae. Bases 26 to 532 code for a protein of 168 amino acids. The record is from RefSeq and is a predicted model, not a curated record.